This is a messenger RNA of Dissoconium aciculare CBS 342.82, 3402 nucleotides long. RefSeq lists its product as uncharacterized. Bases 1 to 3402 code for a protein of 1133 amino acids. The transcript has a single exon. Gene Ontology annotation, molecular function: nitrite reductase [NAD(P)H] activity; 2 iron, 2 sulfur cluster binding; heme binding. The record is from RefSeq and is a predicted model, not a curated record. Lineage: Eukaryota; Fungi; Ascomycota; Dothideomycetes; Mycosphaerellales; Dissoconiaceae.
AUGGCGACCGAAACCCAAAUCGAGGGUCUCGAAACCCAGAUCGAAUCAGUGAAUUCAAUCAGAGACAUUCCAGAUGCACCAAAACAGAAGCGAUUGGUGGUGGUCGGCCUUGGUAUGGUCGGUAUUGCAUUCAUCGAAAAGCUCAUGAAAUUAGAUGCGAAGAGAAGAGAAUGGGAUGUUAUUGUCAUCGGCGAGGAGCCGCACCUUGCAUACAACCGCGUCGGCUUGACCAGCUUCUUCCAACAUCGUCAAGUGGAGAAUCUUUACCUCAACCCUGAAUCAUGGUAUGCAUCCAUGCCAACCGGCUCCCUAUCAUAUCACCUCAACACUCUCGUCACAUCCAUCGACACCGAGAAGAAAACGAUCGAGACAAAAACGGGUGAGACCGUGCCGUACGAUGUACUCGUCUUGGCCACCGGAUCUGAUGCCAUCCUCCCAAAACACACACCUGGACAUGAUGCGAAUGGCGUCUUCGUCUACCGCACAAUCGAUGACCUGCAAAGGUUAAUAAAGUAUUCGUCAACGCAAAAAGGCAAAGUCGGCGCCGUCGUCGGAGGUGGUCUCCUCGGUCUCGAAGCUGCCAAGGCCAUGAUGGAUCUCGAAGAAUUCAGCAAAGUCAAACUCAUCGAGCGCAACAAAUGGGUCCUCAGCCGACAACUGGAUAUGGAUGCAGGAAACAUGGUCGUAGAACAAGUACGAGCGCUCGGCCUUGAGGUCCUCCUCCAAAAGCGAGUCGGCAAAAUCAACACAGACGCGGAAAACAAUAUGACCGGCGUCACCUUCGAAGACGGGGAAGUUAUGGAAUGUUCGGCGAUUUGCUUUGCCAUUGGUAUCCGUGCACGCGAUGAACUGGCGAAAAAGUCGGGAAUAACGUGUACGGAGCGUGGUGGUGGCAUCAUUGUCGGGGACGAUCUCGCCACCUCAGCACCAGAUGUCUACGCCAUUGGUGAAUGUGCCAGCUGGGAGAACCAAACCUUUGGCUUGAUUGCGCCAGGCAUUGAGAUGGCUGAUGUUCUAGCAUUCAAUCUCACCCAAGCCAAAGCUCACUCGCCUCGUGCAUUCAAACGGCCGGACCUCAGCACGAAACUGAAGCUGCUAGGCGUGGAAGUCGCCAGUUUCGGAGACUUCUUCGCUGAUCGUGACGGACCUAAGGACCUCCCCAUGAAACGACAAGACAGCGGCAAAAAACUAACCGAAGAGGUCAAGACGACGACGGCAACUCCUGACGCUUCGGCAAUUUCAAAAGUCAAGGCCUUGACGUACAGAGACCCAUUUCAGCAAAUUUACAAAAAGUAUAUCUUCACGAUGGAUGGCAAGUACCUCUUGGGUGGCAUGAUGAUCGGAGACACCAAAGACUACGUCAAGCUGGUACCCAUGGUGAUCAAGCGAAAGCCCCUCGAGGUGCCUCCAUCGGAGUUUAUUGUCGGCAAGCACAGCGGGGAUGAUGAUGCCGACGACCUCGACGAUGACACCCAGAUCUGCUCAUGUCACAACGUUACCAAAGGCGAUGUGGUCAACGGACUCAAAGAUGGCACAUGCAAAUCAAUCGGCGACGUCAAAUCCUGCACCAAAGCCGGGACUGGAUGCGGUGGGUGCAUGCCACUCGUCGAGACCAUCUUCAAGAAGACCAUGGCGAGCCUCGGGCAAGAAGUCAAGAACCACCUGUGCCCUCACUUCGAAUACUCUCGUGCAGAUCUGUUCAAUAUUGUUUACGUCCGGAAAUUGCAAUCUUUCGAAACCAUCAUGAGCACAUGCGGCAAGGACAUCAACUCCGCCGGUUGCGAAGUGUGCAAGCCUGCGAUCGGAUCUAUCUUGGCAUCAUUAUUCAACAAGCAUCUUCUUGACGGCUCAAGACGUGGUCUCACCGACACCAACGAUCGGUUCCUCGCCAACAUUCAACGCAACGGUACAUUCUCCGUCGUGCCACGAGUGUCUGGUGGCGAAAUCACGGCCGACAAGCUCAUUGUUCUGGGAACGGUGGCCAAGAAAUACGACCUCUACUGCAAGAUCACGGGUGGUCAACGUAUCGACCUGUUCGGCGCGAAGAAGCAAGAUCUUCCACGCAUCUGGCAAGAACUCAUUGACGGCGGCAUGGAGUCCGGCCAUGCAUACGGCAAAUCGCUCCGAACGGUCAAAUCCUGCGUAGGGACCACGUGGUGCCGCUAUGGCAUUGGUGAUUCCGUCGGCAUGGCCGUCCGCCUGGAGGAGCGCUACAAGAGUAUCCGCGCGCCACACAAGUUCAAGGGCGGUGUCUCGGGCUGCGUGCGUGAAUGUGCCGAAGCACAGAGCAAAGACUUCGGUCUGAUCGCGACGGACAAGGGCUUCAACGUAUUCGUGGCGGGUAAUGGCGGUGCCAACCCCCGUCACUGUGACCUCCUCGCCAAGGAUGUGCCCCCAGAUGAAGUCAUCCCGAUCCUGGACCGCUUCAUCAUGUUCUACAUCCGCACAGCAGACAAACUCCAGCGCACGGCACGUUGGGUCGAGAACCUCCCCGGCGGGAUCAAAUACCUCAAAGAAGUCAUCCUGGAAGACAAACUGGGCAUCUGCGCCGAGCUCGAAAAGCAAAUGGAGGAGCUCGUCGGCACCUUCUUCUGCGAAUGGACCGAAGCCCUCGCAGAUCCCGAACGCCUCAAAGUCUUUGAACAAUUCGGCAACACCAGCGACAACCUCGACGGGACGGAAAAGGUCGUCGAGCGGCUCCAGAAACGUCCCGUCCACUGGCCCAAGGACUCCGCCACCGUCGACUUCCGCGGCACACAAUGGACAGCACUCACCUGGCAACCGAUGGCGCGCAUCGACCAAUUCGUCGACGCGGCCACCGGCUCCUCCCUCGCCGUCAAACGCGGCGACACCCAACUCGCGCUGUUCAAGGUCAAGGGCCGCUACUACGCGACGCAGCAGAUGUGCCCGCACAAACGCGCCUUCGUGCUCAGCGACGGGCUGAUCGGCGACGACUACAAGACCGACAGCCUCUGGAUCAGCUGUCCGCUGCACAAACGCAACUACACGCUGUCCGGCCCGAACGCCGGCGAGACCAGCCCGUCCGGCGCCGACGGCAAGGAAGCGGCCGGGAAAUGCUCCAACGACGAGACCGUCAACAUCGCGACCUUCCCCGUCGAGGCGCGCGAGGACGGCCUCGUCUACGUCAAGCUCCCGCCGAUCGAGGAGCUGGACUCGGUCCUCGGCACGAGCAAGUGGAUGGUCCGCGAGAGCGAGACCGAGGGCGUCGUCGCGAAGGACUUUGAGCAGCUGGACCGGAAGUUCAACAUGAAGGGCCGGAAGGGCGUGCUCAUGAGCUCCGCGCAGAGCCACCUGCCGGGGGGAUUGGGCGCGCCGGCGAAGGCGAAGGCGAUCCUGGCGGGCGGGGAGAGCGGGAAGGGCGGUGGAGGGCUGGAUUGGUGA